This is a messenger RNA of Danio aesculapii, 2120 nucleotides long. RefSeq names its product autocrine motility factor receptor b (gene amfrb). The record is from RefSeq and is a predicted model, not a curated record. Bases 97 to 1497 code for a protein of 466 amino acids. Gene Ontology annotation, molecular function: ubiquitin protein ligase activity. The transcript has 11 exons. Gene Ontology annotation, biological process: protein K48-linked ubiquitination; endoplasmic reticulum unfolded protein response; ubiquitin-dependent protein catabolic process. Gene Ontology annotation, cellular component: endoplasmic reticulum; cytosol; ubiquitin ligase complex. NCBI's taxonomy places the organism in Eukaryota, Metazoa, Chordata, Actinopteri, Cypriniformes, Danionidae.
AGUUUAGUUUCUGCUAAUACGAUUGAAAUCAAAUAUUAACGUCUGUAUCUGAUUGUUAUAUUGAUUAGUUAAAAUAGACAGAAAAACAUCACAGUUAUGGAUGCGUUAUCCUGGCCUUGGUCUCAGGCGUACACAGCUUUCAGUGCAUGUUUACUGACAGGAUGCAUCUACACGUUGUAUGAUGAAGAGGACAAAGAUUCGCUCAUUGAGAAAAAACUCUCUCAGGACUCACCCGCCGGCAGGACAGAAGACGAUAAUGUCAACAAAGAAGACUUAUAUUCAACCGCUUUGUGGUGUCACACUACAGAGAGCUUAUGUAUGUGGGUCCUUGUGAACACACUGUGCUGUUUUCUCCUGCUGAUGGCAAAAUGUAUCCAAUUUGUUGUGUUUGGUGAUCUCAGAAUCAUAGAAAAACAGAACCUCAAGGGCAAAAUCUGGAACUUUCUAUUCAACAAGCUGAUCUUUCUGUUUGGUGUGCUGAAUGUACGGACAGAAAGAGAGCUGGCCAUGUGGUGUCUGUGCUUCUCUGCUCUUCUCUUUCUCCAGCUGUUGGCUCAGCUCUGCAAAGAUCGCUUUGAGUAUCUCUCCUCUUCCCCCUCCAGCACGGCUCUGGGAAGCCAUUUGCGUGUGUUGUUGGUGUUGAUGUGUUUGUUUGUGUCCUCUGGAGGGCUCACAAUCAUUUGCGUACUGCUGGGGUUUUCCUUUGGUAUGCACACACUCUCCUUUAUGGCAGUCGAAGUAAAUUCUGUUUUUCUACACUGCCUAAUAGUAACUGUUCAUGUGAACCAUACAAUUCUUCGGUACGCAAUUCUCCUCUAUGACCUGAUGUGUGACAGUUCCUGGGAAGGUAAAGAGGUCUUUAUUUAUUACACAGACUUUGUCAUGGAGAUGGGUGUUCUCCUCCUAGAUUUGAUGCACCACAUCAACAUGCUGCUAUAUGGAAACGUUUGGUUCUCAGUGGCUGAUUUGUUUAUACUGACACACUUACAUUUCUUGGCAAAAGAAAUGCAACGCAAAUUAUUUCAACACAAGAACUACAUGCAUAUAUAUGAUGUUUUGGACACAAGGUUUUCAAUGGCUACAAUGGAAGAGCUGGCAUCUCGUGAUGACAGAUGUGUUAUUUGCUGGGAAAAGAUGUACACAGCAUACAAAUUGCCCUGUGGCCAUCUUUUUCACAAGUCAUGCUUGCGGUCCUGGUUUGAGCAGAAUAUGUCAUGUCCUACAUGUAGGAUGUCUGUAAAUAUGAGUGGCGGUCAUACUGGAAAUGAGCAGGAGGGGGCAUUGUUCGGUUUUGAAGCAGCUGAUGUGCCAAGCAGACCUCCAACCAGUUACCACAGUCAACUUUUUCAUUUUGAUGGUUCCCAAAUUACAAACUGGCUGCCUGGCUUUUCAGUUGACGUUUUGCACUCUCCUAAUUUAAUUAUUCUACUACAGGCAGAUGACUCUCAGGGACAUCAGGAUGAAGAAAUUUUACCUCCAUUAGACAUAACUGAGUAGUCAAUUCUACAGCUUUGGAAAAAAUAAGAAAUAAUGUGCCACUGAGCACAUUUCUGGAUGAUUCUAUUGAACAGCUCAACACAAGGUUUACCUGAAGGUUUACCUGCAGGUUUAAAAGGAGUAAAACUUUCAGCUCAAAUGUCUUGAUGACAUAUAUUGAAAAGAAGUCUGUGACUGUACAGGAUUGAUGUGAUUUGGCCCAGUAAGAUACAAUCUUGUAUGAACAUCUUUGUGCUUGGAAAAUCACGCUAAUCGAGUAGUGUAUGACACAAAUGUAGAAAUGUGCACUAGACUGUAUCAAGACAGGCAUUUUUUAAACAUUCAUGGGUACAUUCUGCCUAUCCAUUCAUUUCUUGAUAACACUGUGAACACUUGAAUUCACUGUUUAUUGUAGUUUUAUAAUAUAAAUGAUCUCAAUCUAAACAAUUUGUUGAAAUACAUUUCAUCCUGUUUAAAAAAAGAAAUUCCAAUAGACUUAACAAACAAGAUGAAAUUGAGGUGCAGACUCUCACUUUUAAUUUAAGUGGUUGAACAAAAAUGUGAAAUAUUUAGCAUUUUUUUUACAUGGUUUCUUUUUCAUGGACUGAAAUGUAAUUGUGGCAAAUUAAUAUAAUAAUAAAUAA